Messenger RNA from Ichthyophthirius multifiliis, 706 nucleotides. RefSeq lists its product as hypothetical. The record is from RefSeq and is a predicted model, not a curated record. The annotation marks the transcript as partial. NCBI's taxonomy places the organism in Eukaryota, Ciliophora, Oligohymenophorea, Hymenostomatida. The transcript is spliced from 2 exons.
AUACAAUUAAAAAGCAUAAAUCAAUAAAUAUUAAUCUAAAAAUAAUCUAUAAAUAUAUAUAUAAAAAGGCAGUAAAUGAAAAAGGGCAAAAAAGAUUUCAUGGCGCAUUUACAGGUGGUUUUUAAGCUGGAUAUAAUAAUACAGUAGGAUCUGAAUAAGGAUUUGCCCCAAAAACAUUUGUUUCUUCUAGAAAUAAAAAAGCAGAAUCUUAAGCAUAAAAUAUAUAAGAUUUUAUGGAUGAAGAUGAUUUAGUAUUUUUAAGAAAUUUCGAUUUGUUAUAAGAAUAUUAAUAAUAAAUAAAAUAUAAAGGGAGGGCAUGUAAUAGGAUAAAAUUUAACAGCAAAAGAUGAAUUUGAAACUUAUUCAAACACAAAAAAAGAAAUUAUUUAAAAAAAUUUAGGAUAAAGGUAUAUAUAGUUUUUCUUAUAUUAAAAAUUAAAAUAAUUAAUUAAAGUAUUUUAGGGUUAGCACCUAAUGAAUUAAUUGUAGAAUCAAGAAACACUAUAGGAUGGGAAAUAUUAUAAAAUAUUAAAAGCAGAAAAAAAAUAAAAGCUUAUAAUAAUAUUAAGAAGAAAAUGUCGAUUUAUUUGAUAUGUUUACUGAUAUGGAAAAUUAUUAAAUUAAAUAAAAUUUUCAUGGCAUUGGAUAUAAUGCAAAUAAUAAAAGAAGUAAUAUUUUUGAAGAAGAAUUUAAUAGAAUUAUGAAA